Messenger RNA from Ambispora gerdemannii, 1377 nucleotides. NCBI's taxonomy places the organism in Eukaryota, Fungi, Glomeromycota, Glomeromycetes, Archaeosporales, Ambisporaceae. The record is from the annotation of a GenBank genome assembly.
AUGAUGAAGCAUCACCAACAAAAUGACUCGAAUUAUCAUAGCGAAGCAACAAUUACUCCAACUAUUUGUUCUAUCGCUGCUCCGUUUUGUCCAGAUUUUGAACACGAACUUUCGACAGAGUCUGUUCUCAAUUCUAAUAGUUCCAAUACUAAUAACAAUUCUACUACUACAAUUACGACCGCUACUGUGAAUAUGGCUACUAUGAAGGAAUGUUCGUCGUCACCAAUGGAGCAACCUCUAACACCUCAUUCGCCAACACCACCCCCUCCCUCACAUCAGCCUGAGGAACUGCAACUGCAACGACAACAACUGGACGAUCAAGUUGUUCCACCAGACCUUGAUAAUCUCGGUCUCUUUACGCCUGUUGACGAAUUAAACCAAAAAUACGAAAUACCAUAUUAUAAUAAUCACUCUGAUACUUUAACUUAUUCGGCUACCUCAAUGCCUCAGCAAUCGAUUUUUGAUAAUGACUAUAAUGUCGCGUUGACAUUAGCCAAAGAUAUGUCAAUCCCGCAUUUUUCAUAUCCGCAAGACGAGUCACAACUGUUUACAACGAUGGCAGAAUGUUUCCCAAUCCAAGCAAAUGUCGAAGACGUGCAAUCUUAUGUUAAUGGUCUCGCGUCUCCAGAUCUCUCGCAGCAUUCGAAAUUCUCGCCACAUUCUACUUUCUCACCUUUAUCACCGCUGUCACCACUCGAUGAACAGACCUCCUUAUUUGAUUUUGACACGAAGGUUUACUCGCACGAUAUGCCUCCUUCGUUGGACAGUCGAGAUUUCUUUGCAAGUGAUUCAUUUGUACACAAUAAAUCUUUUGAUGAAACUUUAUUUCUUCGAAAAUUUGCCGGCGCUUCGAUAAAACAUGAAAGUGAAUCACAUGUUUAUCGUCGCAACAAAUCAUCAUCACAACAACAUGCGCCAUAUCCUAUUCCCUCGCCAACCAACUCGGAUAUCUCACAGCGACUUCACAUUGAAACAGCUUUGGCGCCGCCACCAACAAAAUCAUCGCGAAGGACCACAAAAUCAGCUGCACCUUUCGCCUGUCCGCAUGAACAUUGUCCAAAAACUUUCACGCGUCAAUACAAUCUGAAAUCACAUCUUCGUACACACACCGAUGAACGACCCUUCAUUUGCAAUUAUCCCGGUUGUCCGCGUGCUUUUGCCCGACAGCAUGAUCUUAAAAGACAUCAGAAAUUGCAUUUAGGAUUGAAACCACAUGUAUGUACGAACUGUGGACGUGCAUUUGCGAGAUUGGAUGCGCUUAAUCGUCAUUUACGAAGUGAUAAUGCUGCUCAGUGUGCUCAAGCAACUUUGGCCGCCAAUCGAAUUAAUGCCGAUAUGGUUAAACUAAGUGAAUUAUUUGUCGCCGGUCAGGUUUAG